GGGGCGGGGCCAGCCGGGGGCGGGUCCUGCGACACCGCCCGGGAAGCAGCGGAGCUGGGCGGCCCCCGCCACAUCCUCCGCCUCCGCCUCCUCCUUCCCGGGUCUGAGCCAGCGGAGCGGAGCCAGGCCGAGCCGAGGGCUCCGAGGGCGCGGGCGGAGCAGGGCACGGAGCCAUGGCGCACCAGACGGGCAUCCACGCCACCGAGCAGCUGCGGGAGUUCCUCGCCAAGGCGCGGGCCGGCUCCGUGCGGCUCAUCAAAGUCGUCAUCGAGGACGAGCAGCUCACGCUGGGGGCGUCGCGGGAGCCGGUGGGCAGCUGGGAGCAGGACUAUGACCGGGCGGUGCUGCCGCUCCUGGACGCCCAGCAGCCCUGCUACCUGCUCUACCGCCUGGACUCCAAGAACGCCCAGGGCUUCGAGUGGCUCUUCCUGGCCUGGUCGCCUGACAGCUCCCCCGUGCGGCUGAAGAUGCUGUACGCGGCCACGAGGGCCACGGUGAAGAAGGAGUUCGGGGGCGGCCACGUCAAGGACGAGCUCUUCGGGACCACGAAGGACGACCUCUCCCUGGCCGGCUACCAGAAGCACCUGUCCUCCUGCGCGGCGCCCGCCCCGCUGACCUCGGCCGAGAGGGAGCUGCAGCAGAUCCGCAUCAACGAGGGGAAGACGGAGAUCAGCGUGGAGAGCAAGCACCAGACGCUGCAGGGCCUGGCCUUCCCGCUGCAGCCCGAGGCCCAGCGGGCGCUGCAGCGGCUCCGGCAGAAGGCCAUCGACUACAUCCAGCUGAAGCUGGACCUGGAGCGGGAGACCAUCGAGCUGGUGCACACGGAGCCCACGGACGUGGCCCAGCUGCCCUCCCGUGUGCCCCGCGAGGCCGCCCGCUACCACUUCUUCCUCUACCGGCACACGCACGAGGGCGACCCGCUGGAGUCUGUGGUGUUCAUCUACUCGAUGCCCGGCUACAAGUGCAGCAUCCGGGAGCGCAUGCUCUACUCCAGCUGCAAGAGCCGCCUCCUCGACUCGGUGGAGCAGGACUUCCGGCUGGAGAUCGCCAAGAAGGGCCCCUGCCACGGCGCCCUGCUGCCCCUGUGCCUCCUGGUUCAGGCCCAGGUGCUGGCCCUGGCCCAGGCCCAGGGCGCCCUGCCCGCCUUCCUGCCCUGCGAGGAGCAGACCCCCAACCACGUGGACUGCGAGUGGCUCUUCCUGACGGCCGUGCCCCGCUUCUCCGAGUCCUCGCCCCGGGCCAACGUCACCAGCCUCUCCCUGCGCUGCAACCGCAUCCGCCACCUCCACGACCAGGACUUCGCCCACCUGACCCGCCUGCGCAAGCUCGACCUCAAGUGGAACUGCCCACCCAGCAGCCUCAGCAUCAUGCACUGGGCCUGCCACAUGACCAUCGCGCCCCACACCUUCCUGGCCGUGCCCACGCUGGAGGAGCUGAACCUGAGCUACAACAACAUCACCACGGUGCCCGCGCUGCCCGCCGCCCUGCGCACGCUGUCCCUCAGCCGCACCAACAUCCUGGUCCUCGACGCCGCCAGCUUCCGCGGCCUGCACGCCCUCUCCCACCUGUACGUGGACGGCAACUGCUACUACGAGAACCCCUGCGGGGGGGCCGUGCGGGUGGCCCCCGGCGCCCUCCUGGGCCUGCGCAACCUCACCCACCUGUCGCUCAAGUACAACAACCUCACGGCGGUGCCCCGCGGCCUGCCCGCCGGCCUGCAGACCCUGCUGCUGGCCUACAACCGCAUCGUCGCCCUGGGGCCCGGCGACCUGGCCAACCUCACGGCCCUGCGGGUGCUGGACGUGGGCGGGAACUGCCGCCGCUGCGACCACGCCCGCAACCCCUGCGUGGAGUGCCCCCGGGGCUACCCCCGGCUGCACCCCGACGCCUUCCGCAGCCUGAGCCGCCUGGAGGGCCUGGUGCUGAGCGACAGCUCCCUCCACAGCCUGGACGACAGCUGGUUCCGGGGCCUGGACAACCUCACGGGGCUGGACCUGAGUGAGAACUUCCUGUACGACUUCAUCACCAACACCUCCGUCUUCUGGCGCCUGAGGAGGCUGCGCAAGCUCAACCUGUCCUUCAACUACCACAAGGGGGUGUCCUACGCCCACCUGCGGCUGGCGCGGUCCUUCCAGGGGCUGCGCGCCCUGGAGCACCUGGACAUGACGGGCAUCUUCUUCCGGGAGCUGAGCCAGCGCACGCUGCAGCCGCUGGCCGGCCUGCCCGCCCUGCGGAGCCUCCGCCUGCAGAUGAACUUCAUCAACCGGGCCCAGCUCAGCGUCUUCGGGGCCUUCCCCCGCCUGCGCCAGGUGGACCUGUCCAACAACCGCAUCAGCGGGGCGCCGGGCGCCGAGGCCGCGCGGGGCGAGGCGAACGCCGGCGAGGAGGGCGGGCGGCGCUCGGGGGACCUCUCGGCGCUGGGCCCCGAUACCCCCCCGGGGGAGGCGGACGCGGGGGAGGCGGGCGGGCGGCGGCCCCCGGGGGACCUCGAGGAUGCCCGGGGCCUCGGGGACUUCAGGGACUUCAGGCUGAGCUGCGAGAACCUCACCUUCACCCUGAACCUGUCUCGGAACAACCUGGUGACGAUCGAGCCCGAGAUGUUCGCGGGGCUGUCGCGCCUCGAGUGCCUGCGCCUGAGCUACAACAGCAUCUCCCAGGUCAACGGCUCGCAGUUCGCGCGGCUGCCCGGCCUGCGGGUGCUGGACCUGUCCUACAACAAGCUGGACCUGUACCACGGCCGCUCCUUCACCGAGCUGCCGCGCCUGCGCACGCUGGACCUCAGCUACAACAGCCAGCCCUUCAGCAUGCAGGGCAUGGGCCACAACCUCAGCUUCGUGGCCCAGCUGCGCAGCCUGCGCCACCUCAGCCUGGCCCACAACGCCAUCCACAGCCGCGUGUCGCCCGAGCUCCGCAGCGCCACCCUCCUGGCCCUGGACUUCAGCGGCAACGCCCUGAACCGCAUGUGGAACGAGGGCGACCUCUACCUCCGCUUCUUCCAGGGCCUGCGCUGGCUGCGGAGCCUGGACCUGUCCCGCAACCACCUGCACGCCGUGCUGCCCCACAACCUGGCCAGCCUGCCCCCGGACCUGCGGCGGCUGCGGCUGCGGGACAACUUCCUGGCCUUCUUCAACUGGAGCAGCCUGGCCCUCCUGCCGCAGCUGGACAGCCUGGACCUGGCGGGCAACCAGCUCAAGGCCCUGACCAACGGCAGCCUCCCCGCCGAGCCCCGGCUCCGGAGCCUGGACGUCAGCCGCAACCUCAUCAGCUACGUGGCCCUCGGCUUCUUCGCGCCGGCCACGGCGCUGCGGGAGCUCAACCUCAGCCACAACGCCCUCCGCACGCUGGACCCCGCCUGGUUCGGCUCCCUGGCGGCGGCCGCCGCCCUGACCGCCCUGGACGUGCGCGCCAACCCGCUGCACUGCGCCUGCGGCGCGUCCUUCGUGGACUUCCUGCUGCAGGUGCAGGCGGCCGUGCCCGGGCUGGCCAGCCAGGUCAAGUGCGGCAGCCCCGGGCAGCUGCAGGGCCGCAGCAUCUUCGCGCAGGACCUGCGGCUCUGCCUGGACGAGGCCCUGUCCUGGGACUGCUUCGGCCUGUCGCUGCUGGCCGUGGCGCUGGCCGUGGCCGUGCCGCUGCUGCAGCACCUGUGCGGCUGGGACCUCUGGUACUGCUUCCACCUGGGCCUGGCCUGGCUGCCGCGGCGCGGGCGCCGGCGGGGCGCGGGCGCCCCGGCCUACGACGCCUUCGUGGUCUUCGACAAGACGCACGCGGCCGUGGCCGACUGGGUGUACAACGAGCUGCGGGUGCGGCUGGAGGAGCGCCGCGGGCGCCGGGCGCUGCGCCUGUGCCUGGAGGAGCGGGACUGGCUGCCGGGCAAGACGCUCUUCGAGAACCUGUGGGCCUCGGUCUACGGCAGCCGCAAGACGCUGUUCGUGCUGGCCCACACCGACCGCGUGAGCGGCCUGCUGCGCGCCGGCUUCCUGCUGGCCCAGCAGCGCCUGCUGGAGGACCGCAAGGACGUGGUGGUGCUGGCCAUCCUGAGCCCCGCCGCCCGCCGCUCCCGCUACGUGCGGCUCCGCCAGCGCCUCUGCAGCCGCAGCGUGCUGCUCUGGCCCCACCAGCCCAGCGGCCAGAGCAGCUUCUGGGCGCAGCUGGGCGUGGCCCUCACCAGGGACAACCGCCACUUCUACAACCGCAACUUCUGCCGCGGCCCCACCACGGCCGAGUAGGGGGCGCUGCCCGGG
Molecule: messenger RNA, 4241 nt
Organism: Pipistrellus kuhlii (Kuhl's pipistrelle)
Lineage: Eukaryota; Metazoa; Chordata; Mammalia; Chiroptera; Vespertilionidae
Product: twinfilin-2
Exons: 9
Coding region: 174-4226 (1350 amino acids)
Biological process (GO): canonical NF-kappaB signal transduction; actin filament depolymerization; positive regulation of interleukin-6 production
Cellular component (GO): cytoplasm; actin filament; plasma membrane
Molecular function (GO): actin filament binding; pattern recognition receptor activity; actin monomer binding
Source: RefSeq, a predicted model, not a curated record